Messenger RNA from Triticum aestivum (bread wheat), 1202 nucleotides. RefSeq lists its product as uncharacterized. The transcript has 2 exons. The record is from RefSeq and is a predicted model, not a curated record. Lineage: Eukaryota; Viridiplantae; Streptophyta; Magnoliopsida; Poales; Poaceae. The coding region runs from base 402 to 755 and encodes 117 amino acids.
CCCCGGCCCCGCCCCCGCCCCGUCUCCCCUGCCUUCAUCCCCGACACCAUCCCGGACCUUCGUCCGAAGCAUCCGUCACAUCCAGAUCCACCCGCCGGCUAGCCCAUCGCCGGCACCCCUCUACCCACUACCUUCCCGGCGGCUCCGCCUGCAUACCACCGCCGGCGCGCCCCUGUGCCCAGUCGCAGUUGCUGCCUCGCCACCCGCGCCCACCUCCUGGCACCCAUGGCCGCCAUCGCCAGGACCUUCCCAGGCUUCCCUCCCCAACGAGGCUACACCUAGCCAGAGGCCUGCUGCUCUCCAACGCCUGGACCGACGCAGUCAACCGUGCGCCGGCAACGCGCAACCGGUCACCAUGGAACCCGCGCGCAGGCAUUCGUCCAUGGUUGAUAGCCUCAACCAUGGCGGUGCAUCCCCAGACGCCGCCGCUGGCCGUCGCCGUCCCUGACCACCAGACAAGCACGGAGCGGCCGCUGCCGCCACUCCACUCCCGCGCUGUGCCUGACUUGCCGCAAGCCUCCGCCCUCCAUCACCAGUGCGCUGCCACCGCAUGGAGCUUCCAGCGCCAAGAUUCCCUUGUGCACCAUCAGCUACAACCUAGGCUGCGUGGCUACUUCCCACCCCGUUGUGCUUCAGAUUCUGUAGAGCUUCAGGUUCAGAGCUUUUCCCUUCUGAAAUUCAGUGAAGGGAAGGACUACCUGAGCGCUACCAGCUGUACAAGGAGUUUAGAAGGCAAAAGAUGGGUCAAUAGAUGAUCCCUACUUUGCAGCAGUGUGCUGUACGUGUGGAGGAAAGGUCAAUCAAAAAGUGUAGUUUGAUAAUUACGUCGUAACUUAUUAAGCUCGCUUGCUCUCUGGCUCUUAUUACUUUGUGUUUGUGCCUCAAACAAAAGAAAAAAAAAGUAAAAAAUAUUUGAAGAUUUUACACUGGAGAAGUUCAUGUACACAGCCCUACCCCCGAUGCCCAGCUCCCUGCCGCAGAGAUGCCUAUGUGCCCUCCAAUGCCUCCUUCCAGCUCGCCGCUGCCCCCGCAACCUCCGGGCACGCCGCCACCCAUGCCAACUUCCGGCGCGAGGCCGCCUCCGCUUCCUCCUUGCGCGUUAUCGCCCCCACCCCAUUCAGCGCGAGGCCGCCCCUUCUUCAGGGCGAGGUGGAUUUGGACUUCAGCGGCAGUACAGAGAGCACUUCGGGAGCACGUGGCGA